Chelonia mydas (Green sea turtle) is the source of this 1846-nucleotide messenger RNA. RefSeq names its product claudin-3. Gene Ontology annotation, molecular function: structural molecule activity. The record is from RefSeq and is a predicted model, not a curated record. The transcript has a single exon. NCBI's taxonomy places the organism in Eukaryota, Metazoa, Chordata, Testudines, Cheloniidae. Gene Ontology annotation, cellular component: plasma membrane; bicellular tight junction. Gene Ontology annotation, biological process: bicellular tight junction assembly; cell adhesion. Bases 199 to 843 code for a protein of 214 amino acids.
AGUGAGUAGCACUGAGGUAAUGCAGCCCAGCCCUGGCUCCACGCACUGAUAUAAGGCAGCCACCGACACAGGUGCACUCAGGAGUGAGCGGAUCCUCUGGAGCCUACACAGACAGCGACAGGGGCCUGCAGGUGCUGCCAGCUAAGGAGUCCCGCUCCCUUUCUGCCGUUGGCUUGAAAGCAUCUAGGGCGUGGCAACAUGUCGAUGGGGCUGGAAAUCGGUGGGGUGGCCCUGUCGGUGUUGGGCUGGGUGGGCACCAUCGUGUGCUGUGCACUGCCUAUGUGGAGGGUGACGGCCUUCAUCGGGAACAAUAUCGUGACGGCCCAGACCAUCUGGGAGGGGCUGUGGAUGAACUGUGUGGUGCAGAGCACGGGCCAGAUGCAGUGCAAGGUCUACGACUCCAUGCUGGCGCUGCCCCAGGACCUGCAGGCGGCUCGCGCCCUGGUGGUGAUCGCGAUCGUGCUGGCCGUGCUGGGCCUCAUGGUUGCCCUCAUCGGCGCGCAGUGCACCAGGUGCGUGGAAGAUGAGGCAACCAAGGCCAAGAUCACCAUCGUGUCUGGGGUGAUCUUCUUGCUGGCUGGGAUCAUGACCCUCAUCCCCGUGUGCUGGUCGGCCAACACCAUCAUCCGCGAUUUCUACAAUCCUGUGGUGAUAGAGUCACAGAAGCGGGAGCUGGGAGCCUCCCUCUACGUGGGCUGGGCAGCUGCAGCACUGCUGCUGUUUGGGGGGGCUCUGCUCUGCUGCUCCUGCCCCCCCAAGGAUGAGAAGUACGCUCCAACCAAGGUGGCUUACUCUGCUCCCAGAUCCACCGGGCCCAGCUACGACAAGAGGAACUACGUGUGAGGGAGGCAGCCCAGCACCCCUCCCGCCUGCCCUGAUCCAUUCAUCAGACUGCUUCUGACUGUCACUGCCCCCCCCCCCCGCUGCUCUCUGUAGCCCUUAGGACCCCAGGGGAACAUGGCUAACCCUUGCUGCCCCAAGGACGACUGUUGGCUGGCUGCUCACCAGACUUUGACUGUCAUUCCAAUUGCUGGGUGGAGGAGGAACUGCUCCGUCUCCCUCAGGGCUGCUGGCGAGGGGAAGCAAGACCCUGGCUAAGACUCUCGUUUCUGUUUGUAGAUACUUUGUCUUUGAUCUAUUGCACCCCGGCUCUGAGGCACCCUCAUCCCCACUGGCUGGAGAAACCCCACUGGGCUCCGUUCCUCCUUCAAACCCAACGGAUUCCUCCCGCUGGUUCAGCUGGCGUCCUGGCGAAUUCUCUGGCUGGGGGUGGGGGGCGGAUGGGUAACUAAGAGUGAAGAGGUAUUUGUACUGAACGUGCCAGCAGCCUCUCCCAGCUGGCACUGGCUGUGCCCUGGGUGUUGGGACCCCUCCUUUUCCCUACCUCCCAGGAGUUUUCUCUGAGGCACUGCUGGGAGCACCCUGCCCCCAUUUACCCUCCCCCCAGCCCUGGAUGUGCCUGCCUGCGGGUUUGAUGGCUGUGUAAAUACGGAUGAUUUCUUGUAGCUAGGAGAGAUUUUUCACCAUGAUUUGAUUUGUGAAGGAAGCUGUUGCCUCCUAGCACCCACCUGCGCUGAUGGGACUUAUCCUGGGCCAUGGAACAGUAGCUGAUCCUUCUGGAGGCCCUGAGGUGGCUUCUGUGGGAAAGAGAGGAAUGAGGAGCCCUCCCUUGCCAUAGUGGGAAAGGAGGCCAGCAGACGCUGGGGCAGGGGUGUGCAGGGCUAUCGUCUCUCUGAUCACCUGCCUGCCUGCGCUGGACAGGCUGUGCCCCCUGUUACACGCACUUAGACAGUCCUGCUUCUGCUGCUUUGUACUGAGUUACAUUUUUCAAUAAAAUUGUCCAGUU